This is a messenger RNA of Postia placenta MAD-698-R-SB12, 840 nucleotides long. RefSeq lists its product as hypothetical. Gene Ontology annotation, biological process: membrane organization; intracellular protein transport; endoplasmic reticulum to Golgi vesicle-mediated transport. NCBI's taxonomy places the organism in Eukaryota, Fungi, Basidiomycota, Agaricomycetes, Polyporales, Adustoporiaceae. The record is from RefSeq and is a predicted model, not a curated record. Gene Ontology annotation, molecular function: GTP binding; GTPase activity. Bases 15 to 584 code for a protein of 189 amino acids. Gene Ontology annotation, cellular component: COPII vesicle coat; endoplasmic reticulum exit site. The transcript has 7 exons.
CCCUUCUUACCGCCAUGUUCAUCAUUAACUGGUUUUGGGAUGUCCUCGCACAGCUUGGCCUGUUGCACAAGAAUGCCAAGAUCCUCUUCCUCGGCCUUGACAAUGCGGGAAAGACGACUUUGUUGCAUAUGCUAAAGAAUGACCGACUGGCGACACUGCAGCCUACGCUUCACCCGACAUCCGAGGAACUCGCUAUUGGCAAUGUCAAGUUUACGACUUAUGAUUUGGGUGGUCAUCAGCAAGCUCGCCGACUCUGGCGUGACUACUUCCCCGAAGUGGACGGAAUUGUCUUCCUCGUUGACAGCGCUGACUUCGAGCGAUUUGCGGAAUCGAAAGCCGAGCUUGACGCUCUCCUGUCGAUUGAGGAGCUGGCGAAGGUGCCUUUCCUCAUCCUCGGCAACAAGAUUGAUGCUCCUGGUGCUGUCAGCGAGGAGGAACUCCGACACCACCUAGGUCUCUACCAGACAACGGGCAAGGGCAAGGUUCCCCUCAACGACAUUCGCCCGAUCGAAAUCUUCAUGUGCUCAGUUGUCCAAAGGCAGGGGUAUGGGGAAGGUUUCAGAUGGCUGUCGCAAUACAUCUAAGCACCCUCCAGCCACCCGAGGGCAUACCUCCUGGUAUGAUGGACUUUACGUACUGUGCCGUGGAAGAGGCACCUUUCUUCGCCCUCCUUACGGCUCACUUGUCGUUAUUUCGCUUUAUAUUGUGGAACAUGUUGUCUUUGCUGCAACUUCAGUAGGGUGUCAGAGUAACAAGCGCCCGUACACGUAUGUGAUCGGCGUGCACGUGGAGUGAACGCGUCGCGUCGGGACGUGACCCUCAUAGUGCAACGACGUGCAU